Neogale vison (American mink) is the source of this 1520-nucleotide messenger RNA. It is a transcript of the gene RCE1, whose product is annotated as Ras converting CAAX endopeptidase 1. The transcript is spliced from 8 exons. Lineage: Eukaryota; Metazoa; Chordata; Mammalia; Carnivora; Mustelidae. Gene Ontology annotation, molecular function: metalloendopeptidase activity. Gene Ontology annotation, cellular component: endoplasmic reticulum membrane. The coding region runs from base 58 to 1311 and encodes 417 amino acids. Gene Ontology annotation, biological process: CAAX-box protein processing. The record is from RefSeq and is a predicted model, not a curated record.
CGCGGGUCGAGCGCCAGCGGGAUCGCGUCACUGGUGCGCGCCGCGGGUCCGGGCGCGAUGGCGGCGCUGGGCGGGGAUGGGCUGCGCCUGCUGUCGGUGUCACGGCCGGAGCGGCAGCCCGAGUCGGCGGCUCUGGGUGGUCCGGGCCCUGGGCUUUGCUGCUGGGUGUCAGUGUUCUCCUGUCUCAGUCUUGCCUGCUCCUACGUGGGCAGCCUCUACGUCUGGAAGAGCGAGCUACCCAGGGACCACCCUGCCGUCAUCAAGCGGCGCUUCACUAGCGUCUUGGUGGUGUCCAGUCUCUCGCCCCUCUGCGUGCUACUCUGGAGAGAACUCACAGGCAUCCAGCCAGGCACAUCCCUGCUCACCCUGAUGGGCUUCAGGUUGGAGGGUAUUUUCCCAGCAGCGCUGCUGCCCCUGCUGCUGACCAUGAUCCUUUUCCUGGGCCCACUGAUGCAGCUCUCUAUGGAUUGCCCAUGUGAUCUGACAGAUGGGUUGAAGGUUGUCUUAGCCCCUCGCUCCUGGGCCCGCUGCCUCACAGACAUGCGUUGGCUGCGGAACCAAGUGAUUGCACCCCUGACAGAAGAACUGGUAUUCCGGGCCUGUAUGCUGCCCAUGCUGGCGCCAUGCACGGGCCUGGGCCCUGCCGUGUUCACCUGCCCACUCUUCUUUGGAGUUGCCCAUUUUCACCACAUUUUUGAGCAGCUUCGUUUCCGACAGAGCAGCGUGGGGAGCAUCUUUCUGUCUGCAGAAGAGCAUGCAGCUGUGGUCACUCGAGGCCUCCCCGUCUCCAGCGUUCCAGUUCUCCUACACAGCUGUCUUCGGUGCCUACACUGCUUUCCUCUUCAUCCGCACAGGACACCUGAUUGGGCCGGUUCUGUGUCACUCCUUCUGCAAUUACAUGGGCUUUCCUGCCGUGUGCGCUGCCCUGGAGCAUCCGCAGAGGCGGCCCCUCCUGGCAGGCUAUGCUCUGGGUGUGGGACUCUUCCUACUUCUGCUCCAGCCCCUCACGGACCCCAAGCUGUACGGCAGCCUUCCCCUUUGUGUGCUUUUGGAGCGGGCAGGGGACUCAGAGGCUCCCCUGUGCUCCUGACCCCUGCUCCUGACCCGUGCUCCCAUGAACUCUCAAGGGCUCCCCAGCCCCUCCCCACCAAGGGGUACUGCAGGGGAGGAGCUGGCUGGGGUCCCCGAGAUCUCAGGAAUUUUUGUAGGGGAUUGAAGCCAGAGCUAGUUGAAUCCCAGGGACCAAGAAAAAGGAGCAGAUAUCCAAAGGGUGCACCCCUCCAAAGGAGGUUGAGGAGCAGCUGGGAGUGAGGGGACAAGGGGCAGGUCCCAGGAGCCGUGCACUCCCUUCCUCACUUUGGACUGCUGCUUUUCUGAGCUCCUCUGCCCCCCUCUGCCUCUGAAAAGCUGCUCGGGGGUGGAAUUUACAAAAUCCCUCCCCCCAACUUCCCAGGGUUUUCUCAUUGUCUUUUUGCAUCAGGACUUUGUAUUGAGAUAUUAAAGAGAUUUAACUUGGGUAA